Messenger RNA from Megalopta genalis, 1674 nucleotides. NCBI's taxonomy places the organism in Eukaryota, Metazoa, Arthropoda, Insecta, Hymenoptera, Halictidae. The record is from RefSeq and is a predicted model, not a curated record.
UUCACGCGCAAACACGCUGCGAGCGGCAUUAUCGAUCGUUUAAGAAGAACAUUUAGCGUCGCGACAGCGCAGCGCCUGUGUGCACACAGUUGCAGUCGCGGUCGGGAACGGUUUUGAAGGAUUUGCCGGUUCGCAUGCGGCCGAAUGGAUGGUAGCAGAACAAUGACACGUAAAUCCCGCCUAUGAGCGCCGUUUCGGUGGUCGGUACCCAACCAAAAUUCCAAUUCGAAAAUUUUGCGCGAGCGUUCAAUGGCUAUGUAUAUGUUCAUCAUGAAUUCACUAAUUCUUCGCUAAUUUGGGCGACCUCGGGGUCACGAACGACGGAUCAGCUGGCUGUUUAUCGAGACCUCCACAUUCUCCGAAAUUACUACAUUCCUGACUUUAUAUGUCCUAAUCUGGGAUAUGUGUCUCUAAACACGGUCUCCUUAUCGGAGUUUCCUGUCCAACCAGAUUAAAACUGUUCUAUACCAUUAUUUGACCACAACUAAACACAGCAAUCAUGCAUCAUGAUUUUGUUCACGAGGUGUGCAUGUCCAGCCAACGGAAGAUCUGGCUUGAAAUUAACAUAUUGCAAACUGCUAAUAUCGCUUUUGCCGACUCACUAGUGGAGUGUCCUGAUAACGAACACUGGUCGCUAUGCGGAACUAUGUGCGAGCCAAGUUGCGAACAGCCGAAACCGAAUCCUUUCUUCUGCCCCAGAAUCGUGUGCGCGCGAGAUACUGCCGGCUGCAGGUGUAAAAAUGGCUACGUGAGGAACGAAGAUAAUAAAGACUGCGUUGCACUAAAGGAGUGUCCUCACAAAUCACAAUCUAAAGCGAUCUAAAACGAUCUUUGAGAGACACCAACACCCGUGAUCAUCGACCGUUUCGAAAACCCCGUCCCACUUUCCCGUUCCGAAGGCCGAUUAUGGGAAGUGACUCGAAAGUCACUCUCUCUUCUCUUCUCUCUCUCUCUCUCUUUCUCUCUCAACUUGAAAUCUUAUACACGUGUUUCCGACACCGCCGCGCAGUGGGGAAAAUGACCAAGUUGUGUGAAGAUCAUGGAACUUUUGACAGAACUGAGAUAGAGAGAUGAUUCUUUUCUUUUUUUGAAUUAAACUUGAAAUGUUCUAGAAUAAGAGAUAAUUAUAGAGAAUGUCGCACGAACGACUUUCGACAUUAUAAAUUUAUGUCAAUUUGAUAUUUUACGAUAAAUAUUGUGGUUUUAUCCAUUAUGACAUGUGAUUAUGUUUGAGUGAUUUUAAAACAUAGACUUUUCGUAUCAUUGAAUCCAGGAUGGAUACUGUUCCAUUAUUAAUUCUGAACAUGCAAAACUCAUAUCAGUAUAGCGAAAUUCAUUUUCAAUCGAGGAUUCAGCUAUAAUAGCAAUCGCACUAUAAAAAGAAAAUUAUGUUAACAGAAGGCGAAAAUGGAGCUCGACCCAAUGUGGGGAACCGUAUUUAUCCAUCCACUUUAGCACUGUGUUUCCAAAUAUAGGACAAAUAAUAUAUAAAAAGUAAUAAUAAAAAAAGAGAAAUGAAAUAAUAAUCGUGCGUUGUGUUGAAGGUAACACCUAGAAUGUGAUGCGAGGCUUGCAACAGUCAUGUUGGCUUAUGAGUGAAGUCAGUUUUUGGGAUGCACUCAGUCAAUGGGAUCUGCAUGUGUACGUUAAUAAAUAAUUCGAAAUAAUGAUAAA